Magnolia sinica is the source of this 789-nucleotide messenger RNA. Its product is annotated as protein FAR1-RELATED SEQUENCE 5-like. NCBI's taxonomy places the organism in Eukaryota, Viridiplantae, Streptophyta, Magnoliopsida, Magnoliales, Magnoliaceae. Gene Ontology annotation, biological process: regulation of DNA-templated transcription. Gene Ontology annotation, molecular function: zinc ion binding. The record is from RefSeq and is a predicted model, not a curated record. Bases 1 to 789 code for a protein of 262 amino acids. The transcript has 2 exons.
AUGGGCGAGACAUACACGAGGAGGAUAUUUUAUAAAUUUCAGAAUGAAUUAUUUGAAGGAUUGGAUUAUGUUGCAGAAGGUGAAAGGGAAAAUGAUGAUAUUUAUGUCUAUAACGUAUUCAAAGUUGCAAGCUUGGAAGAAAACGACUGCGACCGAGUGGUUAGAUAUGAAGUGAGUAAAAAACAUGCUGAUUGUAGUUGUCUCAAAUUUCAGUUCGAAGGUAUACUGUGUAGACAUAUAUUAUGUGUACUUCGACAUGUUCGUAUACCUAUAUUGCCAGAGUAUUACAUUUUGAAGAGAUGGACACGGUAUGCAAGAGUAGGUUCUAUUCACGACAACGACGAGGUAGCAAUCAAGCCAGAUUGUGAUGAUUCCACCUCACUACGUCAUAGUGAUUUAUCUCAGAUUUGCCGAUUACUUGUCGAUGAAGGGUCUUCCUCAAAACAAGGGUAUCUCUUGGCUAAGGAAAGGUUGUAUGACAUUUUAAGGGAUGUUCGAAGUAUAGAGUCGGAACCAUGUGCUGAAAUUAUAAGAAAACCAGCAAGGAAGCCAACUAGAAAGCAGAAAAUGAAAAUCAAUGAUCCAAAACCUACCAAAACGAAAGGAACCAGAAAGAGAAUGAUAUCCGAGAGGGAAAAGGGUUUUAAAAAGAAAAAGGAUCAAAGAAGAUGCAAUGGUUGUGGUAAGCGUGGAAAGAAGCAUGACAAAAGAAAUUGUCCAGCAUUAUAUGAUACACGUACUUCUGUUAUAGAGCAUGGAGCACAAGGUUUCGAUCGAGAAGUUUCUUAG